Leptopilina heterotoma is the source of this 1282-nucleotide messenger RNA. RefSeq names its product serine hydrolase-like protein 2. The record is from RefSeq and is a predicted model, not a curated record. The transcript has 2 exons. Lineage: Eukaryota; Metazoa; Arthropoda; Insecta; Hymenoptera; Figitidae. Bases 270 to 1172 code for a protein of 300 amino acids.
UCUUUCUCUCUCUCACUCUCUUUGCCAAUAGUUUUUAGACAAUCAUUUUAUAAGGUUAUAAGAGCUCACUUUUUCUUUGGAUGAAAAAUAAACAACAUAAUACAAACUUGUAAUCAUGCUGAUCAGCAUGAUUAGUCAAAAAUCUUCCAAGUGAGAAGACGGAAACAAUCUUAUUUUUCAAAAGUUUUCUAAACAAUUUUGCAACAUUGUUAUUGUUUUCAAAUAUUUAUAAAACGAAAAAAUAAAAAAAAGAGGGAGAAAUUCUCACAAUGUCAGAGAAAAUUCCAAUUGAAGAAAUUCGUUUUCCAGUUCCAUGGGGUCACGUGGCAGCGAAAGGCUGGGGUUCACCUCGAAAUUAUCCAGUUCUUGUUGUUCAUGGAAUAAUGGACAAUGCAGGAUCAUUUAAUCGACUAAUUCCCCUUCUUCCCGAUAGAUUUUAUUACCUCUGCAUUGAUUUACCGGGUCAUGGAUUAUCAUCGCAUUUCCCCGCUGGCAUUCCACUUGAUUUUUUCAACUACACUCUUUGCAUUGAACUCAUUGUUCAAUCAUUAGGCUGGAAAGAAUUUAUUUAUCUCAGUCACAGUCUUGGUGGAAUUAUUGGUUCAUUUUACCUGGCACUCUAUCCGGGAAGGAUUAAAAAAAUGAUUGCACUCGAUUUGGGAUUGCCGUCCGAUUACAGUGGCGAUAGACUUGUAGCGCGAGUUCAGGAUCUUCAAAAGAAUGCCCUCAUAAUUUAUCGUGAUAAAUCGAUAAGACUUCAUUCCUACGAUGAUGUGAUUUAUGCGCUAAAAUACAAGAGAAUGCAUUGUUUAAACGAUUCAGCGGCUGAGGAAUUAUUUGAACGGGCAGUGACGAAAAUUGACGAUAAAUACAAAUAUAAUCGUGAUGCAAGAUUGAAAAUGACAGUGAGGCCAAUAUUUUCACUUGAGCAAUAUUUAAAUUUUUACAGUCGUAUUAAUGUGCCCUUUUUAUUUAUAAUAACGUCAAUUCAUGUGAAUACUGUGCCGAAAAUGGUUGGAAUUGAGGAGGGAAUAGGUCUUUUGAAAAAAAUUAAAUCAUUAAAGUUUCACAUUGUUGAGGGCAAUCACGAUGUUCAUAAUAAUCAUCCGGAAAGGGUGUCAACAAUUAUUACAAAUUUUCUAGAUACACAAAUUAUUCCUAGCAAAUUGUAAAUUAUUUCAUAUAAUACAAUGUAAAUCGAUUAUGUUUGUAAUAAUUUUGAUAUAAUUAUUCAUUUAUCGAAAUUAUACUUCCAAUAAAGAUAAAAUUUUUGUUUUUAAUA